AUGCCACAAGGCACUUAUAUCUCGUUGGAACUAAAGAAAGCUUUUUUUCGUGUUAUUACAUUUGUUGAAAAUGAAAAACAUGGAGCACAGAUUCCUCUUAACAAUUGUAAUGCUCGACUUGUAGCUAUGCUAGGAAUUUCAGAAGCUUCCUUGCUACGCUUGAAAAAGGAAAUGAGAACAUCACAAGUUGCUAAGGAAGAAAUUCAACCACACCGCCUUCGUUCACUCUCAAAAGCCGGACGGCGAUCAAGACGAAAAGCACGAUCUUCUUCUUCGGGAUUAGCACUGAUAAGAGAUGCAGCUCCAGAGCCCCAAUCUCCAAAACAAAGACCGGGUCGAGUACCUGUGCGCUUAUCUGAAGAAGCUGAUAGUGAAAUUAGAUAUCAAUUCCAAUUAUUAUUAAGUGAAAAAAUUUAUCCAACAACAACCAACCUUCUUCAGAGAUUACACGCUGCACACCAUGAUUUUCCUAUUCGAUCUAAAACAACUCUGCGCCGAAAUCUUUAUCGAAUUGGAUUUAGUUACAAAUCGACGAAAAAUAUAAAAAUUCCACUUGAUCAUGUUUCGUUUGUUGCUCAGCGUGCAAUAUAUUAUCGGAAAAUCGAUGAAUUAAGAGCGGCAGAUUCGCUUAUUUUUUAUCACGACGAAAGUUGGUUAAACAUUGGUGAGGAAAAACAAUCUAUUUGGGUUGACAGGAAUCGCAUCGCCAUCUCAGCAAUUAUGAGCAUUAAUGGUUUUCAUUUACCAUCUGUUGAUAUUUUUUCAUUCUCGAAACUUCAUUCCGUUAAUGCUGAAUAUUUUCUUAAUUGGAUUGAAAAAACAGCAUUUCGUCUUCGAGAGGAUAAUGGUCCAUAUAGACGUAUCUGCAUCAUUGUGGAUAAUGCUCCUUGGCAUUGUGAACUUGAAGAUGAAUCUAAACCAGCACAACGAUCCUGGACAAAGGAAAAAAUUUAA
Messenger RNA from Rotaria sp. Silwood2, 954 nucleotides. Lineage: Eukaryota; Metazoa; Rotifera; Eurotatoria; Philodinida; Philodinidae. The record is from the annotation of a GenBank genome assembly.